AUGUUGGAACCUAUUGCUUAUCUUGUAUUGAUGGUUGGUAACUUAUAUGGUAUAUGCAUAUAGAUUUGUGGAGAUAAUUUGAUAGCAAUUUAAUCUUAAGAACAAUACGAUAAAGAUUGGAUGAUUGUAUUAAUUGUAAAUUUGUAUAUCUAGAAAAUUUUUAAAUAGCAUUAUUCCUUAAUAAUGUCAUUAGUCUUUUAUUAAGAUAAAAUCAUCAUUGUUAGUUAACAUUUAUAGAAGGAUGUAAGGAAUGUAUUUAUGGUAUUUUUGAUGCUGAUUUUCCAAAAAACGAAAUGAAUAUUGAUGGUAUUUGCUAUUCAAUUUGUGGUGAUGGGAAUAAAAUUUGGUUUGAUGGAUGCUUUAAUUGUAAAUUUUCAUCUUAUCAGAAUUGUGUUAUUUUUUUGAGGGAAUUAGUUAUGAAUGUUAACAAUUCUAUAAAUUGA
This is a messenger RNA of Paramecium primaurelia, 443 nucleotides long. Lineage: Eukaryota; Ciliophora; Oligohymenophorea; Peniculida; Parameciidae. The record is from the annotation of a GenBank genome assembly.